UAAGCGCAACAAAACAAAGAAAAUGUGCUGCUUUACCUUCAAGCCUAAGACUUCCAAAACCUCCGCUCCAAUGCAAGGUUUCUCAGCCGAACCAGUAUCCAAGAACCUCAAACAAGACCUUCUGCUGCAGAUCCCACGAUGCACGGUCUACUUAAUGGACCAAGGAGAAGCCUUGGAACUCGCCAGAGGCGACUUCAAACUCGUUAAGAUAUUAGACGACGACGUUCCGCUCGCCACCAUCGUUAAAGUCACCGACCAUCUUCAAUGGCCAUUGACGAACGACGAGCCGGUGAUCAAGCUCGAUUCGUUUCACUACCUGUUUUCGUUGCCGGUGAAAGAUGGGAAGCCACUCAGCUAUGGCGUGACCUUCGAGCGGAACGGCCAUGGGAAAAGCUUGGGGUCUUUGGAUUCGUUUCUGAAGGAACACUCGUGCUUCUCCGGUAUGGCUUCGACCGGAGACAAAUAUGUGGAUUGGAAGGCUUAUGCUCCGAGGAUUGAUGAUUAUAACAAUGUUUUGGCCAAGGCCAUCGCUGGAGGGACGGGACAGAUUGUCAAGGGAAUCUUUCAGUGCAGUAACGCUUAUACUAGCCAGGUUCAGAAAGGAGGAGAAAUCCUUCUAAAUCAACCUCCAGCCAAGACUUAUGGGAUCACACCAAGUAACAGCAACAAAAACAUGGAACCCAACAAUAACCUUAAACGAGUGAGAAAUGUGUCGAAAAUGACUGAAAAGAUGAGCAAAACGAUGCUUGAUAUGGUUGGUGCGGCUAGUGGAACAGUGAUGGGUCCUCUGGUGAAUUCCAGGCCUGGGAAAGCUUUGCUCUCCAUGGUUCCAGGCCAAGUUCUUCUGGCCUCGCUUGAUGCUGUUAACAAGGUUCUUGACGCCGCUGAAGUUGCUGAGAAGCAAGCUUUAUCUGCAACAUCUACUGCUGCAACCAGAAUGAUGACAGAAAGGUACGGAGAAAGAGCAGGGGAAGCCACAGAAGAUGCGCUAGCAACAGCAGGGCAUUUCGCAAACACUGCUUGGAAUAUUGUCAAAAUAAGAAAGGCAUUCACUCCUUCCUCCGGUGCCACUUCCGGCUUACUGAACAACGCAGCCAGGAGGACAUCUAACACUUUCAACUGAUUUUAUCAUUCCCUAUAAACCUAAAAUAUCUAUACAGUACAUUAACAUCCUUUAAAUAUUUUUAAAUAAACUAAUAAUUAAAUAUAUUUGUGUUAACCAACGG
Hibiscus syriacus is the source of this 1226-nucleotide messenger RNA. RefSeq names its product senescence/dehydration-associated protein At4g35985, chloroplastic-like. Lineage: Eukaryota; Viridiplantae; Streptophyta; Magnoliopsida; Malvales; Malvaceae. The transcript is spliced from 4 exons. The record is from RefSeq and is a predicted model, not a curated record. Gene Ontology annotation, cellular component: plasma membrane. The coding region runs from base 23 to 1123 and encodes 366 amino acids.